GUCGUAGGUGUGUGCGUGUGCUGUCAACGAGAGAGGAGGCACUGACUGAGCUAAAGCUCGCAUUUAAGACAAGAUGACAGGACUGCCCCGCAGGAUUAUAAAGGAAACUCAGCGCUUGUUUGCAGAGCCUGUUCCAGGUAUCCAGGCAGAGCCAGAUGAGAGCAACGCUCGCUAUUUUCAUGUGGUGAUUUCUGGGCCCCAAGACUCACCUUUUGAGGGGGGUACAUUUAAACUAGAACUCUUUUUACCUGAGGAAUAUCCGAUGGCAGCACCUAAAGUGCGCUUCAUGACUAAAAUAUAUCAUCCCAAUGUAGACAAACUGGGAAGAAUAUGUCUAGACAUUCUGAAAGAUAAAUGGUCACCAGCUCUGCAGAUCCGCACAGUGCUUCUGUCAAUCCAGGCUUUACUAAGUGCGCCAAACCCAGAUGAUCCCUUAGCAAAUGAUGUUGCAGAGAAGUGGAAGACCAAUGAAGCUGAAGCUAUAGAGACAGCGAAGUCAUGGACCAGACUUUAUGCAGGAAACAAAUGAAGCGACGAGCAGCCUGUCAAGUGAAGACACAGACGGAAGUCAAGUCUGAACACAAGUCCUCCUGUUCUGCCAAUACCUCUUUUAUUUGUAUUUGAAGGACACAGUCAAAUUAAAAACAUAUACAUGCACACACAAGCCCACAUAUGCUAUAAAUAAACAUGAAUAUAAUGAAAAGGGAAAAACUGCUGACAAUUAGUAAAUGCAUUAUAGUAAAAUGACUCAUCUUUGUCCUAAUUAACUCACCACUGUUUGCUCAGAGGUUUAGGUCUGUCACCUGGCUUUCUUCGCACGUCAAUAGUCGGUCAACUGCUGCUUUUUUUAGCUUUUGAAGAGGGAAAAACUUGCAUCCCACAUCUUUACUGAGGGCGGACAGAGCAGUGGAAUGUGGUGAGGAAAUAACUAGCUGUGGCCAGUAAGAUAUGUUUAUGUUUAUUUUAACUUUGUUUUCCUUUGUCACUGUUAAUUAAAAGCAAAUAACAACGACUAAUAGUUAUUGCCUCUGUAGUGUAGUGUAACGCCAACCUGGAAAUGCAGUGUUGGUCUGGCCAAUCACAAAACAGCUCUACUUAUUUAACUCACAGAUAAUAGGACUGACAGCCAAAACAGAGCCUUUUACUGUUACACAUCACAUACAUCACCAUCACUUUUAAACCACUUCUAGCCAGAACUGUGUUAUAUGCUUGUCAAUACUGUGGGGAGUUAAGAUGGACAUUAUGGCCCUUGACUUAGUUUGACCUUUUUGUUUGUUUGUGUGUUUAAUUUUAGAAUAUCAAGUCCUGUUGUAUUUUUUUCUCCGUGCAGUCAUACUAAACUCCUCUCAGCCUUUUUUUUUCUUGUGCAUUGUCAGUCUGACACGACAAGACUCAGUUGUGUAUGACCUUCCUCCCAGUGGGAUUUACACCACCAAGCAGGGGUUCUAUUUGAGUUUUCACCUUAUUUAGUAAUAAGUCAGGAUUGGAAUGGCAUAUGUGAUUCUGGGGUGUGGUGUGAUCAUUGUCCUCAAUUUAGGUCGGUGUAUGAUUUGACACCUGACGUUUAUGGCCGCAAAGUCAAGUUACCUGUAAAUGUAUUAUUUUUUUGUGAUCAUCUAGGGAGGAAUAUUUUUCCUGUUCUGAGAAUGAAGGAAAACGAUCAUCUGCAUACAUUUCAGUUCUGUAAAUAAAAUCAGUUAGUUAUUAAACACUU
This is a messenger RNA of Phycodurus eques (leafy seadragon), 1714 nucleotides long. It is a transcript of the gene ube2na, whose product is annotated as ubiquitin-conjugating enzyme E2Na. NCBI's taxonomy places the organism in Eukaryota, Metazoa, Chordata, Actinopteri, Syngnathiformes, Syngnathidae. The transcript has 4 exons. Gene Ontology annotation, molecular function: ubiquitin conjugating enzyme activity. The record is from RefSeq and is a predicted model, not a curated record. The coding region runs from base 74 to 529 and encodes 151 amino acids. Gene Ontology annotation, biological process: protein K63-linked ubiquitination; DNA damage tolerance. Gene Ontology annotation, cellular component: nucleus.